Hevea brasiliensis (rubber tree) is the source of this 1219-nucleotide messenger RNA. Its product is annotated as proline-rich receptor-like protein kinase PERK1. Bases 89 to 754 code for a protein of 221 amino acids. Lineage: Eukaryota; Viridiplantae; Streptophyta; Magnoliopsida; Malpighiales; Euphorbiaceae. Gene Ontology annotation, molecular function: protein kinase activity; ATP binding. Gene Ontology annotation, biological process: protein phosphorylation. The record is from RefSeq and is a predicted model, not a curated record. The transcript has 6 exons.
CAUUCACACAGGAAAGGGUGCAGAAAUUAGCCAAUCAUUAAACGAGUCAGAUGCACUAGAAGCAACAGCCUCAUCUCUCUUUGAAGAAAUGACCUCGGAAUCCAAGUCAUUAAUAAGGGGAGAUUCAUCAGAGACAAUGAUCCCGGCUCAGUUUGGAGUUGAUACAGAAACCUCGGAAUCCAAGUCAUUAAUAGAGGGAGAUCCGUUAGAAACAAUGAUCCCUGCUCAGUUUAGAGAAAUGCGAUCAUUACCUAAGGAUUACGAAGCAUAUGAACUGAGGAAAUUUACAUUUCCAGAACUAGCAAUUGCAACUGGUCAUUUCACCAACGCCAGAUUUCUUGGCGGUGGUGGUUUUUGUGCUGUGUAUCGGGGAUCCCUUCCGCAAGGUAAAGAGGUAGCCAUUGAGAGACUCUAUUUUCAGCUUGAUGGACAGCAGCAAGAAGAAAUUGAGAAGGAGAUUAAUGCCGUUGGCAAUGUCCGUCACGAAAAUCUUGUUAAGCUGAUCGGCUACUGCCGUGAAGAUUUUGAUACAUGCCUUGUUUUAGAGUUUGUUCCCAACAAUUCCUUGAGAUUUCAUCUAAAUGAUGAAGAGCGAAGAUCAAAUUUGAAGUGGUCAGAAAGAAUGAAAAUUGCUAUAGGUUCUGCAAAAGGUUUGGCUUAUCUACAUGAAGAAUGUAAUCCUAAAAUCAUCCACCGAGAUAUCAAGGCAAAAAAUAUACUUCUUGAUGAUAAUUGUGAACCAAAGGUAGAGUAAUUUGAUUCCAAAAAAGCUUUUCGUCCAUAUGAAUAUUGAUAACCUUAUCUGAUACAUACACCAAACAGAUUUCCCUUCAUUUUCCAUAAAUAAAUAAAUAAAUAUAUACACCAACCAUGUUUCCCAAGUUUUAUAUUUAUGAAGACUGUCAUAGACUGAUAGUAUGCCUCCAUCCUUUUCUUAUUGACAAGAAACAGAGGUGGUCCAGUGUUCCUCUCAUAUGUGUUAUUUCAAGGCAAAUUUCAAACAAGUCCUUGUAAUAGGACAAUAAAGUGCCAUAUUGAAACCUGAGCUAAAUACUGAUUUUUUUUUUUUAAUAUUCUAUGCAUGUUUGGUUGUCUUGCACCAUAUACACUGAAUCUAUUAAUUUACAUAAUGUCAAUUAAUUUUGUCUGAGAUAAUACAAAGGUUAAGUAUAUAGAAUCCUAUAUAAAUCCAAAAUAAAUUAGCUCACACUACUAUUUU